AGCUGGAAUGGCCGCCAUUCCACACACCACUCCUUCGACACCUUACCCCUAACCCGCUGCCGUGUUUGGAGCGUGGUUAGGCUUUCCCAUUCCGCUCACUCUCGCCCAUUUGGCCAGGCGUAUAUCGGCCCAUUUCCCGCUAUCCGGAACCCCGCCGUUUCCUCUCUCCGCCACGUUCGCGUAUUGCUCACGAUCAGCUCGUUGAAUCGUCCAUGCCAUUCUGGGUAAAUCGCAACCCUCCAUCCAUGACCUAGCUUACGCAUUAGUCAAAUCUUCGCGAACCUAUCGCCCGUCUCCCGUUCCCUGCUGUUUACUCCCUUGACCACCACAUCCCUUGGAUCUGAACAUUCGUGGGGACAACAUUGAUCAGUAUCACUAGCAUCAUUAGCGGAAUCAACAGCAUCAUCAGCAGUAUCACUAGCAUCAUCAGCAGUAUAACUCGAUCAUCAGCGGUAUCACUAGCCUUAUCACUAACCUCGCCAUGGCCGCGCGGUUCCUCUCCCGUCGCUCCACAUCCACCCUCAAAUCCCUCGCCAACUCACCCGCCGCGAUCCCCACCCUCGCCGCCACCACCGGCACGGCCGUUACCACCACAGCCACGUCGACGCGAGCCCAUGCGGAGUCGCUGUUAUCGCGCGGCGUGUCCACCUGCAGCCGAGCUAGCAGUGGCACCAGCACGACCAUAAACGCCAGCGCCAGCAGCAGCAGCAGCACGACCAUCAGCAGCAGCGUGUUGGCCCAACCCCUUACUCCAUCCCACCACGAUUCACCAGCUCCCACCGCCGGUUAUCCUCUCGCUACUCUCACCACCACCACCACCUCUGCUGCCGCCGCUCUCACCCCUCACUCUGUGAUUCCAGCCAAUCGCCCUCUUUCCGGAAUCUCCGCCGCGUUUCUCGCUCAACCUCCCACCUCGUGCCUCCCUUCCUUGACCCCUUCCUCUCUCUCCCCGUCCGCUGACUCCGUAUCCACCUCUUCUCCGUCACCUAACCAGUCCGGCACCACUCGUCCCCCGUCAUUUCCCCUCUCCUCUCUCUCCGCCCACCCCUCCCCCUCGACGUCCACCCCCCGCGUCCCCAUCCCCGUGCCCUCCACCUUCUCCGCCUCCCGCCGCCGCCCCUUCCACUCCGCCUCCUCCCACCUCUCCUCCUCCCCGCGCGCUCCGCUCCCCGCCUUCUCCAGUGCCGUCACCGCGGCGGCGUCCACCGCCUCCGGCGGCGCCGCAGCCGCCGGCAACGGCGGCGGCGGCAGUUCGGCGGGAUCGCCUCCCGCCGCGUCCAGCGGCGGCAACUGCGGCUCCGCGCGCGGGUUCGCGUCGUCCGCGUCGUGGUGGGGGGGCGGGCAGGGGGAGGAGGAGGAGAUGAUGGCGCUGGCGGCGGACGAAGAUCUCGACCUCGCGGUCGCCGCCAGCGCCGCCAGCGCCGCCAGCGCCAGGUACGCGCGCGAGCAGGCUCCCGACUGGCUGCCACUGGUGCCUGGCGCGGGGUACUGGUACCCGCCCCCCGAACUCCUGAUGGGGAAAGCGCGGCAGGGGAAGAGGCGCGCGGGGAGCGGGGGAGGCGGGGGGGAUGGAGGGAGGGAGGAGGGGGAGUGGGGGGGCGGAGUGGACUCGGAGCAGCAGGAGCGGAGUGACCUAUGGAUGGCAUCGCUGUCCCUGCAGGGGGAGCGGCUGCCGCUCGACGAGCACCUGGAGUUCCAGGCGCUGCGGCUGCUGUGGCAGCUGAGCCUGGGCGACGGCCGCAUGGACGGCAGCAGCAACCAGGAGCUCGCGCUCGCCCUCAUCGCGCCCGCCGGCCACCCCGACCUCAUGUUCUCGUCCCUGGGUCAUGCAGUGGACCUGGACGUGCAGAGGCCAUACAGCAACUCCGAUGGGCAGGCAGACACAGAGAGGGAGGGCGGGGGGGAGUUACCACAGCACGAAAUCGCAGAGCCCUCUCUUCCCGCCGCUGCCACCAUUCAAACGCCCUCCACCACUGUCACCACGGACAUGGACCCAUUCUCAGGCCCGUCCACGCCAGCACCUCUCUUGGCGCACACCAAGCGCACCUACCAGCCCAGCACCAUCCGCCGCAAGCGCAAGCACGGCUUCCUCUCCCGCAAGAGGAGCCGAGGUGGCCGGAAGGUGUUGGCUCGCCGCAUAGCCAAGGGCAGGUCGAAGCUAGCAGCAUGAGCUGUGAGCAGUGCGAGCAGUGCAGGGCGAGUGCGCCGGAUGGGAGCAGGCCAUUAGGGAAGUGUCAUGGGGGGAAGAGGCACAGGGCAGUGCAGUGCAGGGCAGCAUCCAUGCCAUGGCGGUAAUGAUUGUGCCUGCCAGCAGUCUGCCCAUCAUCGCUGCGGAUAUCACGAUGAGCACACUGCUGGCACGUAACGCAAGGCGGCAGUAACCCUUGUCCUGCGUAUGCAUGCUAGUCUCUUCGUACUACUGUAGGAGAUGGUUUUAUCUGGAUGGAUUAGUUGACGAGUCAGAAAUUGAACUAGUGAAAUGCACAUGCAUACCAUUGUAUGGAUGGUAAUAUCUGAAGAGUUGCAAUGUAUUGCAAGCAAUUAGUUAUC
Messenger RNA from Closterium sp. NIES-67, 2550 nucleotides. NCBI's taxonomy places the organism in Eukaryota, Viridiplantae, Streptophyta, Zygnematophyceae, Desmidiales, Closteriaceae. The record is from the annotation of a GenBank genome assembly.